AUUGCAUGCUCUACACACGUGGUUUUUAGUUGGGUCGUAAAAUACAGCGUGCAGUAGAAAGAACUAACUGUGUUCGUAGAAAAUGUCGUGGUUAUUUGGAAUUAAGAGAGAAACUCCAAACAUAGAUAUACCGUCCUUUAGUGCUGGAGGGGGUGGAGAUGAAAGUGGUGGUGGAAGUGGUGAUAAAGAACCUCCAAAAUCAGGAAAAAUGGAAUCGUACCGUUUUGAUUCUACGGCCUUGGAAAGAGCGGCUAAGGCAGCUAGAGAUUUAGAAAUGUCAAAACAUUCUAGAGAAGCCUUAGAGUUAUCAAAAAUGCAAGAAACAACACAACAGUUAGAACAUCAAAGAAAAAUAAAAGAAUAUGAAGCACACAUUGAACAGACCAAAACAGAACAAAUUAAAGUUCAGCAAGAAGAGCGUCGUAAAACUCUAGUCGAAGAAACUAAACAACAUCAACAGGUAUUAAAUACUUUUGUUAACUAAACACACUCAAGAAAACCUUUAAAUAAGCAGCCGUAUUUAUUAAAUUCUAACCAAAGAGCAAAUGAAGAAAAUUUACGAAAACAAGAAGAGUCGGUUGCAAAACAAGAGGCAUUGAGGAAAGCUACUUUGGAACAUGAACUUGAAACUCGUAAUAAAUAUGACAUGAAGAAAAUUGAAGCAGAAAUGAAAGCCAAAGCUAAGGUUGAUAGAGAGAACCAAGAUUUAUAUUUAGAACAGAUUCGGUUGAAAGCUGCUGAGAAUCGUACAACAGUAUUAGAAUCUAUCAAGACUGCAGGGUCAGUUUUAGGUUCUGGUUUUCAAGCAUUUAUUGCAGAUUGGGAAAGAGUAUCUGCAACUGUAGCUGGUUUAACUUUACUCGCUCUUGGUGUGUAUACAGCAAAAAGAGGAACAGGUGUAGCUGCCAGAUUUAUAGAAGCCAGAUUGGGAAAACCUGCUCUGGUGAGAGAGACUUCCCGCAUAACACUUAUCGAUGCAAUUAAGCAUCCUGUGUCAACUGCUCAAAGAAUUCUUAGUAAACCUACAGAUGCUCUGAAAGGAGUUGUUUUAAAGCCAUCCAUAGAGGAACGACUAAGAGAUAUUGCUAUUGCAACUAGGAACACAAAGAAAAAUAAGGGAAUGUAUCGAAAUGUAUUGAUGUAUGGACCACCGGGUACAGGGAAAACGUUAUUCGCAAAACGUUUAGCAAUACAUUCAGGGAUGGAUUUUGCAGUUAUGAGUGGUGGUGAUGUUGCACCGAUGGGACGAGAAGGAGUGACCGCAAUCCACAAAAUGUUUGACUGGGCUUCUAGUAGUAGACGGGGACUACUACUAUUUGUUGAUGAAUCUGAUGCAUUCCUUAGAAAACGAAGUUCGGAAGUAAUUAGUGAAGAUCUUAGAUCUGCUCUUAAUGCCUUUCUUUAUAGAACUGGAGACCAAUCACAUAAAUUUAUGUUAGUUUUAGCUAGUAAUAUACCAGAACAGUUUGAUUGGGCAAUCAAUGACAGAAUUGAUGAAAUGGUAGAAUUUGAAUUGCCAGGCAGAGACGAAAGAGAAAGAAUGGUGCGUCUCUACUUUGACAAGUAUGUGCUCCAACCAGCAGCUGAAGGAAAAAGAAGGCUAAAAGUUGACAAAUUUGACUACGGCAAGUUGUGCUCUGACAUUGCAGAAUUGACGGAUGGAUUGUCUGGCAGAGAAAUAGCCAAAUUGGGAGUGACUUGGCAGGCUGCAGCAUAUGCUUCCGAAGAUGGCAUACUCACAGAGAAAAUGAUAAUGGACAGAGUCUGGGAUGCAGUGAAGCAGCACAAGCAGAAAGUGGAAUGGCAGACAGAAGAGGAGCUGAAGAAGCGGACACCCAGUGGCCGUUCUUGGAAGGACGCUGCAUCAGCCAUGGUGCCUCCUCCAGCCAGUAUAGAAAAAAGUUCCAGUAGCGAAAAUUAAUUUAGUUCAAAUAUUUCAUUCCAUUUUAAUAUAUAAAUCAUGCUCAUAAUAGAUGUUAUAUAAUAAAUGGAAUAUAUAUAUAUUUAUAGAUAAUUUAGUAAAUGUAACUUUAAAAUAAAAUCAUCUCAUUUUUAUUAGAA
This is a messenger RNA of Centruroides sculpturatus (bark scorpion), 2061 nucleotides long. RefSeq names its product ATPase family AAA domain-containing protein 3-B-like (gene bor). Gene Ontology annotation, cellular component: mitochondrion. Gene Ontology annotation, molecular function: ATP binding; zinc ion binding; ATP hydrolysis activity. Gene Ontology annotation, biological process: mitochondrion organization. The record is from RefSeq and is a predicted model, not a curated record. NCBI's taxonomy places the organism in Eukaryota, Metazoa, Arthropoda, Arachnida, Scorpiones, Buthidae. The transcript is spliced from 13 exons.